CAAGGAAGGAAGGAAGGAGGCGUGGGCGGUCACCGGGGAAAGAUUUUGCAAGCACCUUGUUUUGCACAAGUUUUCGCAUAAAUUCUGCCGGUACAUAUAAGGGGCAGAAUGGAAGUGAAAAACGAAGAAUCAAGCACGACCGGUGCGACAACCUCAACCGAGUAUGAGUGGAUGAUUCGUCCAUGUGAUCAAUACAUUGACGAAUUUAAAGAGUGCACAAGCAUCAAGGGUAGAUUUCAUCAGCACUUCAUAUUUGGAGAGCCUCUAGACUGCAGCCAGUGGAAAAAGGACUACAAUACGUGUCUCAAAUUAGAGAAAGACCCAAAAGCAAAGGAGGAGUUAAUAAAAAGUGAGAAGAUUCGAUAUGCUAAAAGAAUGAUUGGCCACGUGAAAAACGACGUAUGGGAAAACAGAGAAGCGCCGCCUGAAGAUUGGAGCAAGCCUUUGCCUGAAUGGAUGCAGAAAACUUUAGAUGGCACAUAUUUGGAUAUGAAAAACAAAGAAAUGAAAUCGAGUGAAGGCCGAUCUGUGUACGAAGAGAGGACGUUGUGUGUGAUCAUGUGAAAAGGUUCAAACUUUACAGUCAGUAAUUUCAGGAAAUAGUUAUUCAGUGAGUUUAUUUAUCAUUAAAAAUGAAAAUAAAAGGAAUUAAAAAUUUGAAGAAUUAAUGAG
Molecule: messenger RNA, 672 nt
Organism: Neocloeon triangulifer
Lineage: Eukaryota; Metazoa; Arthropoda; Insecta; Ephemeroptera; Baetidae
Product: UPF0545 protein C22orf39 homolog
Exons: 3
Coding region: 109-564 (151 amino acids)
Source: RefSeq, a predicted model, not a curated record